This is a messenger RNA of Drosophila santomea, 549 nucleotides long. RefSeq lists its product as uncharacterized. Bases 98 to 382 code for a protein of 94 amino acids. The transcript has a single exon. The record is from RefSeq and is a predicted model, not a curated record. Lineage: Eukaryota; Metazoa; Arthropoda; Insecta; Diptera; Drosophilidae.
AAUGCGGUCACACUAGACAGCUGAUUUUCGCAAAUUGGAAGAUUUGUUUUGUUCAGAGUUUCUCGCCAGGUUGUCCACUACAUUCGCCAAUCUAGCCAUGGAGCAAAGUGUCAGAAGUGUCGGCAGUCGGGAACAGUACGGGAGAAUGCACUGGGAGAGUGACGAACAAUGCGGCAUGCUGUUCCUUGACUGUGUCUACAGGAACGCGUCCAUGCCCUCUGCCAUGGGCGAUCUGAUCCUAUACGUGGUGUUCCUGGUGGCGACGAGCUACGCAAUCGUCCUUCUCUUCCGGAUGGUGCUGUCCUUGGUGAAACCCAUCCUGAUAGCGGUUAUCGCCCUACUUGUCAUCAGAUUCCUGAUAAUUGAGCUUAAUAGCCACUAACAAUAGACAAUAAUAAAGUUUGCCAUUCCGCGUGUAGUGGCCAAUCUGGCGGGUUCCAUCGUGACCAAGGUUGUGGAGGUGCCCACACUGCAUUUAAGCUACAUUAAGUAAAUCAAAUGUUGAUACCUCCAAGUUUAUGUAAAUAACAUUUGACGUUUUGUACCCAA